Hevea brasiliensis (rubber tree) is the source of this 441-nucleotide messenger RNA. Its product is annotated as 2S seed storage albumin protein-like. The transcript has a single exon. The coding region runs from base 1 to 441 and encodes 146 amino acids. NCBI's taxonomy places the organism in Eukaryota, Viridiplantae, Streptophyta, Magnoliopsida, Malpighiales, Euphorbiaceae. Gene Ontology annotation, molecular function: nutrient reservoir activity. The record is from RefSeq and is a predicted model, not a curated record.
AUGGCAAAUAAGCUUAUUCUCAUCAGUGUUCUCUUGGUCAUCAUAGCCGCUGCAUCUGCCUACAGAACCACAAUCACUACUGUGGAGAUCGACGAACCCAAUCCCAGCUCCCAGGCUUGCCGCCGGGAGGUUGAAAGGAAGGACUUGAGCUCCUGCGAGGACUGCGUAGGACAGUCAAGGAGAUCCCCAGUCUUGGCGCUGCGAAGAUCAGAAAACCAGCAGGAGCAGGUCCCUAGGCAAUGUUGCAACCAAAUAAAGCAGUUGCGAGAUGAUUGCGAGUGUGAGGGAAUAAAGUCUGUACUCCAGAAGCAGCUGGAGCAGGGGCAAGUAGGAAGAGAAGAAUAUAAGCAGGCGAUGUGGCUUGCGUCAGCGCUGCCAAAUCCAAGCAGCCUGGUACUAAUGCACGCCGGCCGGUUACCAUUCCGAUGUGCAGAUAAAUAA